Odocoileus virginianus texanus is the source of this 1895-nucleotide messenger RNA. NCBI's taxonomy places the organism in Eukaryota, Metazoa, Chordata, Mammalia, Artiodactyla, Cervidae. The record is from RefSeq and is a predicted model, not a curated record.
CUAGUUUUGUUGUAUGGCCCACAGUAAAUGGUAUGCAAGUAAAUGCUGUCAAAUGCAUGAAUUCAUUGUAUGUUUUAUUUCUAGGGAAAGAGCUAACAAAUUUACAUUAACAUUAAAACGAUAUGUAUGUCUGGAUUUGGAGUGCGGAAUGCAUUUUGUCUCUGAGCUGAGAUCCUGUCUACUCUCUCUUUCAGGUACUAGAGGACACUUGUCUUAACUGGGUUGCUCUAAGGACUAAUGCCUAAACCAUCUCAGCAUGGCCUGUAGAGGAAGAGGUGGGCAUGGCCAGCCUUCCUCAGCAUCACUCUCCUGUGUCAUCCCUGGAAGUCUUCACACAUUUAGGACCUGUGCCCAUAAUGUAUGCAUGGUGUCGGACUUUUUCUACCCAAACAUGGGAGGCGUGGAAAGUCACAUUUACCAGCUCUCUCAGUGCCUGAUCGAAAGAGGGCACAAGGUCAUAAUUGUCACCCAUGCUUACGGAAAUCGCAAAGGCGUCCGUUACCUCACUAAUGGCCUCAAAGUCUAUUACUUGCCUCUGAAAGUCAUGUACAACCAAUCUACAGCCACGACCCUCUUUCACAGUCUGCCAUUGCUCAGGUACAUAUUUGUUCGGGAGAGAGUCACGAUAAUCCAUUCACAUAGUUCCUUUUCUGCCAUGGCCCAUGAUGCCCUCUUCCACGCCAAGACAAUGGGCCUCCAGACAGUCUUCACGGACCAUUCCCUUUUCGGAUUUGCUGAUGUCAGCUCGGUGCUUACAAACAAGCUUCUAACUGUGUCUCUUUGUGACACAAACCACAUAAUUUGUGUCUCUUACACUAGUAAGGAAAACACUGUGCUAAGAGCAGCACUGAAUCCUGAAAUAGUAUCCGUCAUUCCUAAUGCUGUAGAUCCUACUGACUUCACUCCAGACCCAGUUAGAAGGCAUGAUAGUAUAAUAACUAUUGUUGUUGUCAGCAGACUUGUUUACAGAAAAGGGACCGAUUUACUUAGUGGUAUAAUACCUGAACUCUGUCAGAAAUAUCCUGAUUUAAAAUUCAUAAUUGGAGGAGAGGGACCAAAGAGAAUCAUUUUGGAAGAAGUACGGGAAAGAUACCAGCUCCAUGACAGAGUGUGUCUCUUGGGAGCCUUAGAACACAAGGAUGUUAGAAAUGUCUUAGUUCAAGGACAUAUUUUUCUUAAUACUUCUCUUACGGAAGCAUUCUGCAUGGCGAUUGUGGAAGCAGCCAGUUGUGGUUUACAGGUUGUAAGUACCAGGGUUGGUGGAAUUCCUGAAGUACUUCCAGAAAAUCUUAUCAUUUUAUGUGAGCCUUCUGUAAAAUCUUUGUGUGAGGGAUUGGAAAAAGCUAUUUUCCAACUGAAGUCAGGAGCAUUGCCACCUCCAGAAAAUAUCCAUAACAUUGUAAAGACUUUCUACACCUGGAGGAACGUUGCAGAGAGAACUGAAAAAGUGUACGACCAAGUGGUAGGAGAAGCUGUGUUACCCAUGAGCAAACGGCUGGACAGACUCAUCUCUCACUGUGGCCCUGUGACAGGCUGCAUUUUUGCUCUGUUGGCUGUAUUCAACUUUCUCUUCCUCGUUUUCCUGAGAUGGGUGACUCCAGAUUCUUUCAUUGAUGUUGCAGUAGAUGCCACAGGGCCAAAGGGUGCCUGGGCUCAUCGAUAUCCUUAUCAAUAUAGUAAAAGGGGGGCUGAGAAUACUGAGCUGUCUGAAACAAGAUAGAAGAAAGCCUGAAUUGUGAGAUUUUCAAUACUUGUAAUAGUUCUAUUAAGACUAUUGAAAAUAACCUUGCUUUUUUUCUUUUUCAUUUUAAACUUAAUUUAGUAAGUUAUGCUACCUCUAUAUCAUUCAAUGUUUUAUUUUGAGGAAAGAUAAACACUUAUGCAAUUCCUGAGUG